Molecule: messenger RNA, 4662 nt
Organism: Salarias fasciatus (jewelled blenny)
Lineage: Eukaryota; Metazoa; Chordata; Actinopteri; Blenniiformes; Blenniidae
Gene: grm6a
Product: glutamate receptor, metabotropic 6a
Exons: 16
Coding region: 141-2861 (906 amino acids)
Biological process (GO): G protein-coupled receptor signaling pathway
Cellular component (GO): membrane
Molecular function (GO): G protein-coupled receptor activity
Source: RefSeq, a predicted model, not a curated record
GCUGAAGGCAGGAGGCACACCGGGGCAGCACCGGGACCGGGACCGGGACCGGGACCGCAGCGGCUCUACGCGGACCUCCGGACCGGGAGGACACGGUGUCCACACCAUGAUGAAAACUGUCUGUUGAGCAUCACCUCACUAUGGCACCAUCAGGCCCCACCUUAUCCUCGGACCCCUUCCACCACCACCACCGUCAUCUUCAGUGCCACGGACCCCCUCUGUGGCCCCGCCUUCUGCUGUCCGUCUGGGUCUGGAUUGGUGGACAGGUCAUCCAGGUGCACGCCUCUCACCAGCACUUCCACCCUCACUCCAUUAAGAUACCCGGCGACAUCACUCUGGGUGGCCUGUUCCCCGUCCACGCCCGCGGCCCCCACGGACUGGACUGUGGCGAGCUGAAGAAGGAGAAAGGUAUCCACCGCAUGGAGGCGAUGCUGUACGCUCUGGACCAGAUCAACAGUGACUCCGGGCUGCUGCCGAACAUCACGCUGGGCGCCCGCAUCCUGGACACCUGCUCCAGAGACACCUACGCUCUGGAGCAGUCUCUCACCUUCGUCCAGGCGCUCAUCCAGAAGGACACGUCGGACAUCCGCUGCUCCAACGGAGAGCCUCCCCUCAUCCGCAAACCAGAGAGGGUGGUGGGAGUGAUCGGCGCGUCGGCCAGCUCCGUGUCCAUCAUGGUGGCCAACAUCCUGCGACUGUUUGAGAUCCCUCAGGUGAGCUACGCCUCCACGGCCCCGGAGCUCAGCGACAACAACCGCUACGACUUUUUCUCUCGGGUGGUUCCUCCGGACUCCUACCAGGCUCAGGCCAUGCUGGACAUCGUCAAAGCUCUGGGCUGGAACUACGUCUCCACGCUGGCCUCCGAAGGGAACUACGGGGAGAGCGGGGUGGACGCCUUCAUGCAGAUCUCCAGAGAAGCCGGCGGCGUCUGCAUCGCUCAGUCGGUGAAGAUUCCCCGUGAGCCCACAGCCGGAGAGUUCGACAAGAUCAUCAAACGUCUGAUGGAGACGAGCAACGCCAGAGGAGUGAUCAUCUUCGCUAACGAAGACGACAUCAGACGCGUCCUCGAGGCCGCGAAACGUGCCAACCUGACGGGUCACUUCCUGUUCGUGGGGUCGGACAGCUGGGGGGCGAAGAGCUCGCCGGUGACCGAGCUGGAGGACGUCGCCGAGGGCGCCGUCACCAUCCUGCCCAAACGGGCUUCCAUCGACGGGUUUGAUCAGUACUUCAUGUCCCGCUCUCUGGAGAACAACCGCAGGAACAUCUGGUUUGCCGAGUUCUGGGAGGACGACUUCAGGUGCAAACUGACCCGACCAGGAAUCAAACUGGACCCUGACAAGAAGAAAUGUACAGGUGAGGAGCGGAUCGGGCGGGACUCGACGUACGAGCAGGAGGGGAAGGUCCAGUUCGUGAUCGACGCCGUCUACGCCAUGGCUCACGCUCUGCACAACAUGCACCAGGACCUGUGUCCCGGCAGCUCCGGCGUCUGCAGCAACAUGGACCCGGUGGAGGGACGCCUGCUGCUCGACUACAUCCAUGCAGUCAACUUCAACGGAAGUGCCGGUACAAGUGUUUUGUUCAACGAGAAUGGAGACGCUCCGGGACGCUACGACAUCUUCCAGUUCCAGAUGACCAAUCACAGCCACCCGGGUUACCACGUCAUCGGCCAGUGGACCAACAACCUCAGACUCAACCUGGAGGAGAUGCAGUGGUCUGGAGGCGACAGAUUGGUUCCAGAGUCCAUCUGCAGUUUUCCUUGUAAACCAGGAGAGAGGAAGAAGAUGGUGAAGGGGGUUCCCUGCUGCUGGCACUGUGAGCUCUGUGACGGGUAUCAGUAUCAACUUGAUGAGUUUAACUGUGAGACCUGCCCGUCGGAUAUGCGCCCCACCCCCAACAGAACCGCCUGUCGGCCCACCCCCAUCAUCAAGCUGGAGUGGAACUCCCCCUGGGCCUUGGUGCCCGCCUCCCUCGCCAUGCUGGGUAUCCUAGCAACCAGCGCCGUGGUGAUCACCUUCAUCCGCUUUAACGACACGCCCAUCGUGAGGGCGUCCGGGAGGGAGCUCAGCUAUGUGCUGCUGACAGGUAUCUUCCUGAUCUACCUGAUCACGUUCCUGAUGAUCGCCGAGCCCGGCGUGGUGGCGUGCGCGUUCCGCCGCCUCCUGCUCGGCCUCGGCAUGGCCAUCACCUACUCCGCCAUGCUGACCAAGACCAACCGCAUCUACCGCAUUUUCGAACAGGGCAAGAGGUCAGUGACCCCGCCCAAGUUCAUCAGCCCUACCUCCCAGCUCGCCAUCACCUUCAUCCUCAUCUCCGUCCAGGUUCUCGGCGUGUUCGUGUGGUUCGCCGUGGUCCCUCCUCACACCAUCAUCGACUACGAGGAGCUCCGCCCGCCAAACCCUGACCUGGCCCGAGGCAUCCUGAAGUGUGACAUGUCGGACCUGUCAAUCAUCUGCUGCCUGAGCUACAGCAUUGUUCUCAUGGUAACAUGCACGGUGUACGCAGUGAAGAGCCGCGGCGUCCCGGAGACUUUUAACGAAGCAAAGCCGAUCGGCUUCACAAUGUACACGACCUGCAUCGUCUGGCUUGCCUUUGUGCCAAUCUUCUUUGGUACCGCGCAGUCCACCGAGAAGAUGUUCAUCCAGACGGCCACUCUGACCGUGUCCAUGUCUCUCAGCGCCUCUGUCUCUCUCGGGAUGCUCUACAUGCCCAAAGUCUACGUCAUCAUUUUCCAUCCGGAGCAGAACGUCCAGAAGAGGAAGAGAAGCUUCAAGGCUGUUGUUCAGGCUGCCAGAUUGUCUCAAAAGUCGUCAAAUGAGAAACAGAACGGAGAGACGAAGAUCGAGCCGGACAGAACGCAGUGAUGCUGCUGCAGACUCCAGGGAAGCUGCUGACCAAUCGCUGUGCAGAGCCUGAUGACAUCGCCACCAAGAUCUCAUGAUCACACACACACACACACACACACACACACACACACACCCACCCCUCUCCGGGCCUUCCUGACGUUCUCCACCUGUGCUGAGGAGCAGGAACUCUCUGGUGACCCACGAACUCUUUAAACAAACACAAACUCCCACUUGGAGGAAACACGGUUCUCGUUCCAGGAUCGGACUCGUAUUUUGGUAGUUGUGUCAUGUGUGCUUCCUGUCAUGACCUGCAGUCUGAUCAUGACCAAUCAUCCAUUUGAUCAAACUGAGAGCACACGCUCCUCUUCCUCCCACCAAAUGAUGUAACUUCACAUCAUUCAGCAUCUUCUCCGUGUAAUUCCAGCUGACACCAGAUUAUAGAGCAUCUUCCUCCCAUUAAGAUUCAAAUUAUUAUUUUUUUUUAACAAUCAUCAUCACUUACUUUCAGACAUGUCCGAAACACACACCAAACACACUUACUUACAAAUUAGAGAGCAAAAGAAGAAAACCAGCUCAGUCACUGAUAAAGCAACACAAAAGUAACUCGAUCAAUUAUCAAUCAACCCUAUUACUUACUUUUCAUUUGCAAUACUUACUCAAACCACUGCUUCUUAAAGGAGUAUCUAGUAACUGUAAUCAAGUAUUAACAGGUGGAAGCUGAUAUUUAACAAUAUAUGCGUAGCAGUCGUGUGCAGGUAGCUGGUUCAGGUAAGGUGAAGUAACUCCGAAAAUAAUUUUACUACAUUGUUCUGUCUAUAGUACCUAGUUUAAUAGCUACUUUACCAAUUGACCAAAUAAGAAGUAAUUCUCCUAAAGUACUAUAUAAAGGUUAUUUAUAUACUAAAUAAUUACUACUACCUCAAACCAUCUGACACUUUGUGUUUGGGCAGUAGCACUGACAGCUCAUCCAGUAUCAUGGCAGUGCUGGAGCGCGGUCCUCCUGGACAGCAGGGACAGCACUCUGACCGUACAGCUUGUUACCUGAACUCACCUGUCUGACGGUGUCCAAACUACCAAAAUAAGAGCUUCUCCAUGGCUCCAUUUACAUGACUGCGUUUCAAGUGAAAAGGCAUCGUAUUUGUUUCAGAAAAGUGUCACGCUUAACGGUAUCUGUUUCCAAGGAACCUGAUAAAAAUGUAGUGAGCAUGCUGGGCCACUAGUGGGGGCUGUCGCCCCAUAAAGAUGACCAAUGGGAGAACACGGACAUUCAUAUGGACAGACCACCAACUUGGACUCUUAUUAAGGUAGCUGUCAACUGUAAAACUAACAAGUCCAGGAGAAUGUGGACUGGAACCAGGACCAGGACCAGGAGGAUCUGGACUGCGAGUCGCGACAGGACCAGUUGCAGAGUUUACUGUCGUCUACACCGAGAUGAGUCGAAACGUUUUCAGGAAGUUUCGUUUUCAGUCAUUUCCAUGGAGUCUGAGUCGCAGCUUUCUCAAAGACUUUUAAUUUUCUCCAUUUCCAUGGACAUGGGGUCAAAGCAUUUUCAAAAAGUUCCACAAUGGGAUCAGUUGUGUUUUCAGUGUCUCAGAGCACCGUUGUCGUGUAAUUGUGCCCAUGAAACACAAGAAAAGUUUUCUGUUUUCACUUGAAAUGGUGUCGUGUAGACGGGUCCUGAGAUGCAGCGACACAUUUCGCCCACAUUCUUUUCUCCCUGAACCGAUUCAGUAUCUUUACUGUGCGUCUGAAGUUGGUGUGAGUCAUUGUUUCUGCACUGAGCAUAAAAAUCAUGUUUUUUCUUGUUCUGGCUCAAUAA